CUACCUAUACCGUCUACUAUACCCUACGUACGUACACAUAGGACCUACAGUAAGAAUAGUUCCGUUUGCGCAUUAAUCGAGAAGCAAAGCCGAGAAGGGUGUUUUAUUUCCAGAUGACCAUUGCGGCUCCAUUGCUUUGUGGUCGUAUUAUUAGGUCAAUUACCGGCUUAUAACUUGGACAGGAGAGGAGCAUGCGAUUUUUAAGGUCAGUUAUCAUCAUUAAUUAUGACUGAUGAUGGUUGUAAUAGUUGAAGGAAUUGCUACACUUCAGAAAGAAACAAUGUUUACAGGAACUGAUCAGAGGAUAGGUGAAAAGAAUUGCUUUCAUCGGAUCUUGAGGAAACUAUGACAGUAGCGAUUACCGUGAAGUUUGAGAUGUCUUUGACCAGUGCCCCAAGCAGAAUACCAAAUGAGGAACCAGCCACAGAGGCAGUCAUCCAGUAGAGACUCUAGUUCUUUAAACUGGAGAAACCGUGCCAUCUCACCUGGUCAGCAUAAUGUUAACAUUCUUGAGAUUAGACCUGGAAGGUGGCUUCGGAUUGAAUAUAUCCUUGGGAAGCAUCGCCAGGGCGAUGACCGAAACUCACAAGUUGGAUCAUCUGGGAAACCCAAUGGUGGCCCCAAUAUGAGAGAUCUUUCUGAAGGAAGCAUCAUUAUGAACAAUGAAGGUUCAGAACAAGCCUCUAAUACUACCUCUAACAGUCUCCACAGAGAGAAUCUACCCUCAGGAGACAAUGUACAUACGCAUAAACUAAGCAACUCGACUACCACAGCAGAGAACGACAAUCACCAGAGUCCAGUGGCCAAAGCAGAUGCUGUCGGCAGCAGCACUUACGGCAAGGUAGCUGCAAACCAAAGAAAGAGUGUUCGGAGCAAAGGUCAUUCAAAGUCGAAACAUUCGCAGCAAAAUCAACAGAAUUCCAAGUGGUCCAGUCAGGUUUCCCUCAUCUCUCUCAUGGAGGAACCUGGUACUGUGCUCUUCUUUUUUCAUGGGGUUGGAGGAUGUGCAGAAGUAUGGUACCACCAGUUGCAAUACUUUGAGGAGGCUGGCUUUGAGAUGGUAGUGCCUGACAUGCUUGGGCAUGGAUUCAGCAGAGCCCCGAAGGAAAUGGCUGCUUACAAGUUUGAAGAAUUGGCUGAAGAUGUGCUUGCAAUAUUUGAUCGCUAUGCAAAGAAGCGGAAUGUCCUGAUUGGUCAUUCAUAUGGUGGUUCAUUCUGCACCUUGAUUGCGAAGGAGAGGUCAAGAAAGGUUACCAAGGUUGUUUUGAUCAGCAAUGGAGGUCCGAUUCCCCUCUCACCUGAGCCAUGUCAUCUGUUCUGUCUUCCAUCGUUUUGCCUUGCUUGUAUCAAGCCGAUUAUCAAUAGAACAUUUGCAAGACAAGCCUUUCAUACCAAAGAUAAACGCUCUGCAGUUGACUUGAGAAAUGCCUUUGACAUCCCUGCUUACGUUCUACGUGCCACCAUGCAGGGACAGUACUGGCCUGAAGGAGGGAGUGACUACCAUUCGUCACUCUCAGUGGGUGUCCUUAUCAUCCAUGGACGCCAGGAUGAGCUCGUGCCUCAGGAGGAAUCAGUAACUAUGCAAGAGACUAUUUAUGCAUCUCAGUUGGAGGUAGUGGAAUCAGCCGGUCACAUGGUGAUGGUGGAGCAACCACAGAGGGUCAACGAACUCAUCCAUUCAUUCAUCCUGAAAGACAUGACCAUCAGUCUGGCGAUGCAGCAGAGUCAUGUGACCAAACACAUGACCAAUCCCCCUGAUGCAGCUGCCUUCCUUCCCUCACCCGUACAAAGACACAAGACGGUGCCAAACUUCUCCAUUACGUCAUGACACACAAGCAGAUCUUGUGCAAGUAUAUAUUCCUAACACCUAAUUUCUUCAUUACAUGCCUCUUUCAAUUAGUUAGAUCACCUUGUUAAAUCAAAAUUUUGAAUUGAAUUAAAUUAAGGUUUAUAAUUAAGUACCUUUAGAAUAUUGAUCAUGAUUGUCUUUUUAGCAAGGACACUUUGCUAGUUACCAUUGAUGCAACAGGUUCCAAAUAAUUAUGUUUACCAUCCAGGGUCCUACGCAAGAAAGUUAGGAAAUGUCAAUCACAUUAUGAACGGAUUCUGAAGGUUCCAUAUUGUUCGAAGCGUAUUACAAUAAGUUCCCCGUUGGACAACUCAGCUGAGGACGACUCCAACCUUACAACUAAGGAUGUGCAUUUUGUCCUGAAAAUUUGACAAGCAAAAAAAAAAGGUCUUCAUUCCCGAAAGACUCGCCCCGAAGAAUAACUCCCUCGGAGGACAACUCCCCCUGAGGACCUCUCCCCUGACGACAUUUCCCCCAAUUACAGGGUAAAUAAAUGGCGUCAUAAUAUUCAAGGGGGGGGGGGUAAAACGAUAGUUCACCACCCCGAACAAUAUGUUCGCUGCUUGAAUGUACAAAAGGAUAACUCCGGAGGACAAUUCCCCUGGUGGAGAGCUCCCUCACCCAUUCCAUUCAGUGGCAUGAAGAAAAUGGAAGAGAGGGAGAAGAAGAGAGGAGAUGGAGAAUGAAGAAGAAAUUAUUUCUAUUAUAUGCAAUCAUAUCAUUACAGUGAAUCAUUAUGCCUUGAAACCCAUCGGGGUAUGAUUUUACAUAUCGUCCCCCUACCUGGAAUCUUUUGUUGGCACUUUUUCAUCCUUUCCAUGAGAUAUGCAGCCAUUAAUACUUUUUGAUCCCCCUUCCUUCCCGAUCUUAUUAUCUAUCUUUAUGCCAUGUUAUACUUUUGCUUUUUUAUUAGAUGUAUGAUAAUGCAAGUUCGCUUUAUCUUUUAUUUUCUAAUAUCUUCGAAGAUGAAGAUUGCAAUACACUGGUUGAAACUGUGUGGCACUGAAAUCCGGUUGGGGUGGGGGUUAAGUAGCUUCCAUUGAAGAGUGAAGAGUGGCUAGCAUCUGUAAGAAAAGAACAUGCGGAAAAGGGGUGUCUUUCAGGGGUAGGUGCAACCAGGGUUGUGAUAAAAAACGUUUUUUAUUAAAAAAAACAAAUAAAACGUUUUUUAUUGUUUUAAAACGUUUUAAAUCGUUUUAAAACGUUUUUUUUCCAACGAAUGAUGCAAUUUUCUCUAAAUCAAUUAAACUAUACACUAAAUACAGUAUGAUUUAAGCUCUUAAUGUUUCAAAUAAGAGAUUACCACAAUUUUGUUAAUGAAUUUACAACAGAAAAGUUCAUAUUUCCCCCAAAAUUACUAAAUCAUGGAAAUUGAAUGCCUACAAAAAAAGAACACAUUAAGUAAUUUGACAUUUUAUUCCCUAAUCUAAUACAUGAACAUAUACAUUAGUCUGAAUCGAGGGGGGGGGGGGCGAGGAGAAUUUGCACAAUGGAAGAAAUUGACGUACAUGGGGUUUCAAAGCUUAAUUUCAUUACCAGUAAAUCAAUAUGCUUUAUUUCAUUUGAAUCAAUUAUACCAAUUUUAGUGCAUGAAAUACAAAUUCAAUUCAAAUCUAUAAAUAAAGCCCUUGAACUACAUAUUUUUUAAUUCAGGAAUUCUGAUCAAAUGUAUAUUAAAAACAAUUAGUAGGCCUAUAGAAUGUUUUUUUAACCCUAAUAAGACUGGGGGGGGGGGCUGAUUCAGCCCCCCUCGACAUUUUUUGCGAUAAAUCCACUGCACAUAUUUUUUUUUACCGCGUCACUCACAGACUUUCCUUUUUCAAGUCUCACGCAACUUUUGAGACCAAAAUUGCGACCCCCUGGUAUGCGGUUCCGAAAUUAUGCAACAUUUUGUAAGUGCAUGCAGACCCAAAAUUGCUCAAAAAAGUGAAUUUGUGUACAAAUCUAAUUCAAAUAGUGUUUUUAGCCAUAAUUCAUAAAUGUGCCAUUAUUUUUCCUUUUUACUGAUUAAAAUAAAUUAAUUUCACCUUGUUUAUGGUCAAAAUAUAUAGUCCCUGACUAUUUCCAUUGAAAAAACAAUAAAAUACAUAAAAAAAUAAAUGUGAUGUUGAAUUUUUUUAAAAGAACAUUAAUUUGAUCAGAUUCCUAUAAAGGGUUUGUGAACCAAAAAUGAUAAUUUCAGGGGCAUUAUUUAGUUAAUUAGAGCAAACUUUUGAUUUUACGCAUAAAUUAGCAAUGAGAUUUAUGCAAAAUUUGAUUUAUAGUUUUUUAGAUUAUGCCAUGGGUAAUGCGUGUGCCAAUUUUCGUUGUGAUCCCGCGAUCGACGGCCCAGAUCAUAAGGGGGGCCCCCUCAGUCUUCUUAGAAAACAAAAUAGCCCAGUCUAUUUAGGUUACCGGUAUUAUGUUUUUUUUAAUUGUUUUUAUUGCUUAUGUACAGAGUUUUUAAACUUUUUUU
Messenger RNA from Lytechinus pictus (painted urchin), 4304 nucleotides. Its product is annotated as protein ABHD8-like. The coding region runs from base 410 to 1828 and encodes 472 amino acids. Gene Ontology annotation, biological process: acylglycerol catabolic process. The transcript is spliced from 5 exons. The record is from RefSeq and is a predicted model, not a curated record. Gene Ontology annotation, cellular component: mitochondrion. Lineage: Eukaryota; Metazoa; Echinodermata; Echinoidea; Temnopleuroida; Toxopneustidae. Gene Ontology annotation, molecular function: monoacylglycerol lipase activity.